Messenger RNA from Ambispora leptoticha, 927 nucleotides. NCBI's taxonomy places the organism in Eukaryota, Fungi, Glomeromycota, Glomeromycetes, Archaeosporales, Ambisporaceae. The record is from the annotation of a GenBank genome assembly.
AUGAACUAUUUAAAUUCCUAUCCGCAAUAUGUAGACGCACAAAUAACCGUAACUCCGCAUGGUGAUAAUGUCGAAGAUGAUGACAAGGCAAAAGCUCACAUUCCAGUACGCCCACCUCCACCCCUUCCACCUAGAACUAAUGAUAACAAACUAGUUGCUGGUAAUUCUACCUCGCAAGACGACCAGUUAUUACCCCCGCUUCCUCCACGAAAUCCAAAAGGCCUGAGGAAUGCAGCAGAUGUUAACAACACAUCACGCACACAUCACAAUAAUUAUAAUAUCAAUGGAUCUGAUGAUAUUGAGAUAAUCGAUCGGACACCACCUCCACUGCCACCACGCAAACUAAGUAUAAAAUCAGGAAAAAAUAAUUCAACAUCAUCACCAACAUCACCAAUACACAUAUCAUUUUCGCAUCGAAACCGACGUUUCGACACCUGGUUCGAAACGCGACAUCCAACUAUACGACAAUACAAAAAAGCGUUAUAUGUUGCUUUGGUGCUGUUUGUGAUUGGGGUCGUUGUGGUGAUUCUGUUGGCUGUAAUUGGGAAAUUUAAUGGGAAUGGGCCAGGAAUUGGAUCUGGUGGUAGCGCGGAUGUUGGAAGACCGGGGCUGACGUUGAGUGGAUCUGGUGAUGGAACUUAUUAUGAUCCAGGUGUGGGAACAGGAGCGUGUGGCGAAUUGAACAAUGAUCACGAAUUUGUUGCUGCACUUAAUGCGCCUCAAUUCGGAGUCUUUGCGAAUCCGGCAAACUCUCCCGUAUGCGGUGCAUGUAUAAAAAUCAACGGCCCCAAAGGGAGUGUUAAAGUAAAAAUAAUGGAUAAAUGUCCUGUUUGUAAAAGUGGUGACGUUGAUUUAUCACCCGUUGCUUUUAAUAAAAUUGCAAAUGAAGCAGAUGGUCGUGUAAAGAUCACAUGGACUGGAUGUUGA